UCGAAGUUGUGACAGUUCAAAUAAAUAUUCCCAUGUUACUGAAAAAUUCUUAUCAAGCAUACAAAUUCUUAAAAUUUUAUAUUCAUACCAAAACGACACAAUGAGUUUCUUUAGACUUCUUUUAAUUUCAUCCAUUUUAUUAUCUUCAGCUUUUGGUGAAGAUACGCGAAGUUUUAAGGAAUUUAUUGAUGCCUCGAUCAAUCCAUGCCAAGACUUCUAUGAAUACGCCUGUGGAAAGUGGACACCUCAGAAUAGUGAAGCCACAGAUGUUAUAAACGAUCAACGAUUGGAAAAUCGGAAAAUAAUAAAAGCGCACUACCGAUCAUUACACAACAAAAACAUUCAAGAUGAACACCCGCCAAGUAAGUUCUACUACCUUUGUUUGAACAGCAAGAUGCAGCCUGAGGAGGAAAUUCUUUCGAAUUACUUGAGUACUCUUCUUUCCAUCGAGCCGGAGUGGCCUUAUCUCAAUCAAACAUUCAAGGGAUCGUCAUAUGAUAAGCUUGAAGUUGCAGCUAAACUUAGACACUAUCAAGUUAAUACUUUAUUCAAGAUUUCUGUACAGCGGAAUUGGAAGGAAUCAGAGCAAAAUCAUCAUGUUUUGUACUUGACGCAUCUCAAGAAGCCUUUCGUGGGUCCCGCUGAUGGUGAUGAGGCAUUCGUGUAUAAGACCUAUGUUAAGUAUUUGCUUCUGGCUUUUGGAGUUCGUGUUCGAAAAGCUAAUGAAUAUGCCCAAGAAGUUGUGGACUUUGAAUUCGAGCUAGACAAUUUACAUCGAGACAUUGAAGAUGUUCUGAUUGAUCCAAUUCCAGUGGAGAAAUUGAUUGAACAAUUUCCAGGAUCAAACUGGAAACUCUAUUUCGAUACUCUUCUAAGUCGAACAAAGAUUCGACCAGCCAAUCGAGUUCCAAUGGUUGUUGUCCCACAUGAACUUUUGAAGAAACUAGAAAAACUGCUUGCAAAGACAAAACCUGAAACAAUAGCACUCCAUCAAUUGGCGAAAUUUCUUCAGCAUUAUCAAGUGAAAAUGGAUCCCCCAAACUGGAUUGAUUGCAUUGACGAAGUCAACGAAAUGAUGCCUCUGUCCGUUGCCAAUGACUUUGAACAAUUUACAUUUGACGAUUUCAGUCCAAGAGAAGUUUUUAACAGUCUUCAAGAUGAAUUUAUCGAUCAAAUCAACAAAACCAACUGGUAUUCUGACAAAUCAAAGGCAGAGAUAAUCAAUAAAUUGGAAGAUCUACGAUUGCACAUUGGUAUUUCGGAUGUAGCUAUUCAGCUUGAUCCGGAAGUCGAAAUCGAACAGAAAAAUUUCCAACAAGCCCGAAUGGCAUUUGAUAAAUUAGCUGCCGACAAUGAAUUCUAUCAACUAAAUUUGUACAAUAAAUUAGCCAGCAAGGCACUCAAGCCACUCAAAGUAAAUGCCUACUUCAAGUUGAGCACAAAUGCCUUGGAAAUACCGAUUGGUCUGCUCCGAUCACCAUUGUACAACGAAAAUUCAAGCUUAGCUCAAGUUAUGGGAUCACUGGGUUCAAUUUUCGCUCACGAACUUGUCCAUGGAUUAGACUUUGAUGGUCAGAAUUAUGACAAUAGAGGAAAUGUCAAAAUGGAUGUCAAUCCAAAGGAGAUUAUUGAAUUUGGUAAGCGAGCAGGUUGUUUUGUAGAUCAAUAUAGUGGUGGAAAGGUGAAAGCAUUGAAUGAGGAUGUAGCUGAUAGCGAGGGAUUGCGUCUGGCGUAUGGUGCAUUCGAAAAAAUGAAAGACACCAAAUAUAAAGCGGAUUCAAAGUUUAACGACAAACAGUUGUUCUUUUUAAGUUAUGCUCAGAUUUGGUGUCAAGCCAAUUCAUCAUCCAAUCAGGCGAUUAAUCAUUCUUCACACAAAGAUCGAGUUAAUAAUGUUGUUUCGAAUUCGGAGAAAUUUGCCGAAGCAUUUGCGUGCUCAAAAGAUUCUCCAUUGAAUCCUGUAAAAAAAUGUCAAAUCUGGUGAUUAUUAUGAAAUAAAUUAAAAUAAGAUUCAAAAUAA
This is a messenger RNA of Eupeodes corollae, 2020 nucleotides long. RefSeq names its product neprilysin-2-like. Gene Ontology annotation, biological process: protein processing. Gene Ontology annotation, molecular function: metalloendopeptidase activity. Gene Ontology annotation, cellular component: plasma membrane. NCBI's taxonomy places the organism in Eukaryota, Metazoa, Arthropoda, Insecta, Diptera, Syrphidae. The record is from RefSeq and is a predicted model, not a curated record. Bases 101 to 1984 code for a protein of 627 amino acids. The transcript has a single exon.